Cyphellophora attinorum is the source of this 345-nucleotide messenger RNA. Its product is annotated as Protein MGR2. Gene Ontology annotation, cellular component: TIM23 mitochondrial import inner membrane translocase complex. Bases 1 to 345 code for a protein of 114 amino acids. The record is from RefSeq and is a predicted model, not a curated record. Lineage: Eukaryota; Fungi; Ascomycota; Eurotiomycetes; Chaetothyriales; Cyphellophoraceae. Gene Ontology annotation, biological process: protein insertion into mitochondrial inner membrane; protein import into mitochondrial matrix. The transcript is spliced from 5 exons.
AUGCCGCCCAUGCCUGCGAGUGCGCAGCAGCACAGAGGACCACACUGGUUUGACAAGAUGAAGAUGGGUGCUUUGAUGGGGACAACUGUGGGAGGGAUAAUGGGCUUCAUAUAUGGCACAGUAACCAUAUUCCAAUAUGGAGCAGGACAGGCUGGAGUAAUGAGAACACUGGGCAAGUUCAUGGUUGGGUCAGGCGCAAUGUUUGGUCUUUUCAUGGGCAUUGGUAGUAUCAUUCGCAACGAGUCAGCACCCGUCGCAUUCCCUAUGCGGUCGGAGAUCCUGGCGAGAACACACAUGCGCCCCAUCAUCCAUCCUCGAAGACCGCCACAGUCGUCCUCAAGAUGA